Dermacentor andersoni is the source of this 788-nucleotide messenger RNA. The record is from RefSeq and is a predicted model, not a curated record. Lineage: Eukaryota; Metazoa; Arthropoda; Arachnida; Ixodida; Ixodidae.
GCAAUUUGGCAUGUAAACAAAAGUUAUAGGAAGAGGCAGGUGGUGUUCAGAAAAGAAAUGAAGCAAAUGUAAGAAUUGAAACAAACCAAUGUGCUGAAACUAGAAAAAGAAACAAGCUUCUAAGGAAAGAAACUUGAUGGCCAAAGAGGAAUGGUCGAAGCUGGGCUUCAAAGAGACGCCAAAAGUUACGUCAAACUAAACCAUGGGCGAUGCAGAGGCAGCAGCGGCAGCUAUCAAGACGGAGGACAGCAGCAUCCCGCUUCCCAGCGAUGAAGAAGCCGAGAAAGUCCUGUCAUUUCAGGAAGCAAUGGCCAUUGCCGACAAAAAGAUCCAUGCCCUGAUUAGCAAUGACCCGCUGCUCAACAACCUGCACCCCGAGGUGACCACUGAUGAGCUCAAGUCGUACCUGGCGCUGGAGCAUGGCCAGGCCAUGUCCCUGGUGGUGCACAAAGCCGACGGCGACUACUACACUGUAGUCGUCGAGCAAAAGGCCACGGUGCUGGACCUGAAGAAUGCCAUACGACGACAUGUCACCCUGCGCAUGCUACGCCACCUUCCUGUAGCCUGCGCUAGCGCUGACAACACUGAACACUGGCCAGCCAUCAACAGCACAUGCCAACAAUGCACGUAAGGGAGUGAAGCGCAUCCUAAGCUGGAGGUACGUUUGGAAGACUUACUGGCUCUCCUUCGAUGGCGAGCUCUUAAAGGAGGACAAGGCGCUCCUGCGAGACUUUGGAAUUCGCAACAACUCGCAGCUGUCAUUUGUCAAGAGACUGCGGGAGAAAUAG